AUUUUGUCUUUGGCAGCUAGAAGUACCCGAGAGCCUCUUGGAAACAAAUUACAUCCAACCGUCAAUGGCUUCAAUCCUUGUUGGGUCUUUCCCUGCAGUAGCUUCUUCUGGUUCUUACGUAACAAAAGCUUCAAGGUACAAAACUGAGAAAAUCCAGAACAAAUAUCAUAUCGUGAGGCGUCAAAAGCAUUACAGAGGCAUUGAGGUUGGAUCAUGUCACCAAUGGGCUAAAAGUUUUGCCGUAGAUGCAGCCCCUGGAGACUUAUUUGAAUCUGAUAAACCUCAACAUUUUCCAAAACCCUUUUGGGGCUCCGUCAAAUAUUACUUGUAUACAUUUAGCAGGUUUACCAAACCAUACGUAUCGAUUGGCACAGCAAUAAGCAUAACUUCCAUGGCUCUUCUUACAGUAGAGAAGUUAUCAGAUAUUUCUCUAACAUAUUUCAUUGGCUUGUUCCAGGCCAUAGUAGCUGCUACUUUGAUGUGCAGUUAUGUUAUAGGCUUGAAUAAUUUAACUGAUGUUGAAAUAGACAAGAUAAACAAGCCGAAUCGUCCAUUGGCAUCAGGGGAGUAUUCUUUUGAGACUGGUGUUAUUCUCACUGCAGCAUGUUUGAUUCUGAGUUUUGGGAUUGGAUGGAUUGUAGGUUCACCUCCAUUGCUGUGGGCUCUUUCCAUCCAUUUUUUGCUUGGGACUGCUUAUUCAAUCGAUCUACCCCUGUUGAGAUGGAAGAGAAUUGCAGCUCUUGCAGCCAUGUGCAUUGUAGUUGUUCAAGGAAUAAUCUUUCAAGUUGCCUAUUUUCUUCAUAUGCAGACCUAUGUGCUCAAGAGGCCAACUAUGCUUCCAAGAUCAGUGAUUUUUGCUACAGCAUUCAUGAGCUUCUUCUGUUUAGUUUUAGCACUGUUCAAGGAUAUACCUGACACUGAAGGGGAUGAAAAAUUUGGCAUUCAAUCUCUGUCAGUGCAUUUGGGUCAGAAGCGGGUAUUUUGGAUUUGUGUUUCACUUCUAGAAAUGAUUUAUGGAGUUGCCAUUCUUGUUGGAGCAACAUCUUCCCGCCUCUGGAGCAAAAUGAUCAUGGUUUUGGCACAUGCUCUUCUUGCUUCAAUCCUCUGGUAUCAUGCCAAGUCUGUUGAUCUUAAAAGCAACUCUGCCAUAGAAUCGUUCUAUAUGUUUAUCUGGAAGCUAUUUUAUGCAGAGUACAUCAUCAUACUUUUACUUAGAUAAGAAUGUCGUCUUUCAGUGGUCGGGACAUAUCGUUGACUUCAAUUAAUUUUUC
This is a messenger RNA of Vigna radiata var. radiata (mung bean), 1271 nucleotides long. RefSeq names its product probable homogentisate phytyltransferase 1, chloroplastic. Bases 65 to 1219 code for a protein of 384 amino acids. Gene Ontology annotation, molecular function: prenyltransferase activity. The record is from RefSeq and is a predicted model, not a curated record. Gene Ontology annotation, cellular component: membrane. NCBI's taxonomy places the organism in Eukaryota, Viridiplantae, Streptophyta, Magnoliopsida, Fabales, Fabaceae. The transcript is spliced from 12 exons.